Molecule: messenger RNA, 2065 nt
Organism: Bursaphelenchus okinawaensis
Lineage: Eukaryota; Metazoa; Nematoda; Chromadorea; Rhabditida; Aphelenchoididae
Source: the annotation of a GenBank genome assembly
AUGAAACCUUACAAGAAGAUGUUGUACAUGUGCUCCAUUACUGAUUUUUUGUUUUGGUUUGUGGAUAUGUUGGUUGAAAUUGUAAGUUAAUUUUAUAAAAAGUAUAAAGUUUUUCUCUCAGGACUUGGACUUAAUAAGCUUGGGUUUAGUGGACGUAGACUUAGGCUCAGCAGUGUUCGGGCUUAGUAUGCUUAGGUUUAGUAGACUUAGGCUCAGUAGACAUAGAAUGACUAUAAAAUUUAUGUGUCAGAAACUAAAACAACGCAACGAAGUUCUACUUGUGAAACUAGAAGGACCAGCUUCUUUUCUUUCAAGAUCCUUUCAUAUUUAUGGUGUGGCGGCACACGUGACUGGAGUGAAUUUAUCAAUGACCGUUCUGCCAGCACAAGCUUUUUUCAGAUACUAUUCUUUGAAACAGUAAGCUUCUUAAACAUUUUUUUCGUGCUUGUUUUUAUUACCUUUGAAACUUGAGAAGACCCCACCCAAUAAAACCUUCAACCCCCACUCCAACCUGAACUUAUUUACUGUAUAAAUUUAAAAAACUUAAAACAUUUUAAUUUUAGCUCCGAACCGUUAAGUACUCUAAAAACUAUUUGCCUUUUUUCGAUAUCUUUCACAAGUGCCUUGAUACCAGGAACCUUUGCUUGGUUUACAUUCGACCGGUCCGCUGACGUGAACCCUGGUUUUAACUACGGAACAGUUUGGUUUCAGGAGUAUCCUUUACCAACUUUGCUAGUUGGCAAUAUGGUAAGAGAGUGUAAAACAAAGUACAGUACUCUCCCUAUAUAAGCAACCCGAAGGGACCGACAUUUUGUGUUUACCAUAAGGAGUGUUGGCUUUACGAAGAGGCUUUUUUGUGCAAAUUGACUUGGCGAGCCAGAUUUCUUGUUCACUAUAAGGAAAGUUGCUUGUACAAAUGGUUCACUAUAUAGAGAGACAACUGUAUAAUAAUAUUUUUUUGUAGUUUACUUUAAAAAUAAGUAAAUUUAAUUUUAAGUCUAUCAGUAACUACUUUCAGAAGUCAAUAUACCCAAUAAUGUAUUUUGGAGUGACUGUUGUAAAUUUUGUGAUAUCUUACUUCUUGUUGGUAUUGUUCAGUUAUUUCACGAUGAAGAAGAUGCAAGAACACUAUCACAAAUACACUAACCAGACAAAAAAAAGUCCACAAACAAAUGAGCUCGUUUUUAUUUUGUCAAGUAAGUUUUAAAUUUUAUUAUAAUCCUAAGUCUACUAAGCCUAAGCCUAGUAAGCCCAAGCCUACAAAGCGCUUGUUAAGCCUAAGCCUAUUAAGCGUAAGCCUAGUAAGCCCAAGCCUACAAAGUGCUUGUUAAGCCUAAGUCUACUAAGCCUAAGCCUAGUAAGCCCAAGCCUACAAAGUGCUUGUUAAGCUUAAGCCUACUAAGCCUAAGCCUAGUAAGCCCAAGCCUACAAAGUCCUUGUUAAGCUUAAGCCUACUAAGCCUAAGCCUAGUAAGCCCAAGCCUACAAAGUGCUUGUUAAGCUUAAGCCUACUAAGCCUAAGCCUAGUAAGCCCAAGCCUACAAAGUGCUUGUUAAGCUUAAGCCUACUAAGCCUAAGCCUAGUAAGCCCAAGCCUACAAAGUGCUUGUUAAGCUUAAGCCUACUAAGCCUAAGCCUAGUAAGCCCAAGCCUACAAAGUGCUUGGUAAGCCUAAGGCUACUAAGCCUAAGCCUAGUAAGCCCAAGCCUACAAGUGCUUACUAAGCCUAAGGCUACAAAUUGAUUACCAAGCCUAAGCCUACAAAGUGCUUACUAAGCCUAAGCCUACUGAUUAAAACCUAAAUUACCUUUUUUUUUAAUUUAAGGCACUGACAAUCUUGAUCAUAUAUUUCAUACCAACAAUGAUUGUCAUAAUGCCAAUCAUGCUAAAGUUAAACAGUGGAAUAUCGUUGACAAUGGCGAUGAUGUCGCUAGGCUGGUUACCAGUCUGCAAUGCUGUAUCAACACUCAUCAUAAUAGCACCAUUCCGAAGAAAGAUUCUGAAAAUGACCAACUUCAUGAGAAGCGAAUCAAAUCAAAUUCAGGGUACUACUGCCUAUUCCAGUAG